Messenger RNA from Oncorhynchus nerka (sockeye salmon), 756 nucleotides. RefSeq names its product DNA polymerase epsilon subunit 4-like. Bases 37 to 486 code for a protein of 149 amino acids. The record is from RefSeq and is a predicted model, not a curated record. Gene Ontology annotation, cellular component: epsilon DNA polymerase complex; nucleus. The transcript has 4 exons. Gene Ontology annotation, molecular function: protein heterodimerization activity. NCBI's taxonomy places the organism in Eukaryota, Metazoa, Chordata, Actinopteri, Salmoniformes, Salmonidae. Gene Ontology annotation, biological process: DNA-templated DNA replication.
AAUAGUUGGCGGGAGUGGAAGGGGAGGAACAUUCGAAUGUAUUAUUCACUAAUCAGAACUAGGCACGUUUUUGACAACUCGUUUGUGUACAAGAUAAUGGCGUCAACUGUUGCAGUGUCUGUCGCCACUACAGUGUCGGACUCAGAGCGGUGUGAAGGCGAGGAAGAGUUACGGGGGCUCGAGACUGAAGAAGAGAGUAACCAACAUACUGGGCCCGUUGCAGCACCCUCCCAGAACCGUCUAGCGAAGUUACCGCUGUCCCGUAUCAAGGCACUGAUGAAAGCGGACCCAGACGUGUCCCUCGCUAGUCAAGAGUCUGUGUUUAUCAUUGCUAAAGCCACAGAACUCUUUGUUGAAAUGAUUGCCAAAGAUGCCCUGGUGUAUGCCCAUCAAGGAAAGAGGAAAACUUUGCAGAGGAAAGAUUUAGACAAUGCAAUAGAGACCGUAGAUGAGUUUGCCUUUUUGGAAGGCACUCUAGACGCCUAGACACACUCAGGAGACAGCCGGCAGUUCAAGAAUCAGAGGCAUUCUUCAUAAGGACAAGAGACAUUUGGAAAACAGACUGACCUGUCUUACUUUUGAAGUGAUAUCGCUGAGUUGGUAUUGGUCACAAGGACUUUCCUUCCUGGACAUAUAAACUGUAAAGACAUCAGUGAUGAUCCUCCCUCAGUUAGUCUUGUAUGCAAGGAGUCUGCCAUUUUCUAUUUGUAAAUAAUAUGAGAUUAUGUUGAAAUAAAUCAUAGUGUAUAAACCUGA